This is a messenger RNA of Melanotaenia boesemani (Boeseman's rainbowfish), 4237 nucleotides long. RefSeq names its product ddb1 and cul4 associated factor 6 (gene dcaf6). Bases 292 to 3216 code for a protein of 974 amino acids. Gene Ontology annotation, molecular function: protein binding. Gene Ontology annotation, cellular component: Cul4-RING E3 ubiquitin ligase complex; cytoplasm. Gene Ontology annotation, biological process: positive regulation of transcription by RNA polymerase II. Lineage: Eukaryota; Metazoa; Chordata; Actinopteri; Atheriniformes; Melanotaeniidae. The record is from RefSeq and is a predicted model, not a curated record. The transcript has 21 exons.
UGACCGCUGUUUGCUGGAGGAAAUAAACCAGGCUAGGCUAGCAGGAGAGAUAUUUAGCUGUCUGGAGAGCAGGGACACAGUCGGGGUGAACUCGGGGGGGAACAGCGGAGACCGAGCGGAGCGAGUCCUUCACGCUCAACAAUGCGAACGCUGGGUGCCGCCGUCAGCUAACACUGUGCCGACACACAGAGACCGAACAAAUUGGAUGGGAACCCGACAGCAGAUAAAAGGCGACAUCGUCGGUUGAAGGGUUAGCUUAGUUUAAAUGUUAUUGUCAAUUAAAACCGACAUAUGGUCACAAUGUCCUGCCCUGGCAACCUUGUUUGGGAUGUUAAUAAACGCUUAAUUGGAUACAGCAAUCCUAACACCAUCAGGACCAACUAUUUAGGUAGAAGAGAAUUUGUCCAGAGGCUUAAACUUGAAGCUACACUGAAUGUGCACAGUGGCUGCGUCAACACAAUAUCCUGGAAUGACACGGGUGAAUAUAUCUUGUCGGGUUCAGAUGAUACCUAUCUGGUCAUUACAAACCCGUACAACAAAAAGGUCAAGAAAUCCAUACGUUCAGGUCAUCGGGCAAAUAUCUUCAGUGCAAAGUUCAUGCCUCACACUAAUGAUCAGGAAAUCAUCUCCUGUUCUGGAGAUGGCAUCAUUUACUACACCCACACCGAGAAGAGCCCCGAGUUCAACAGACAGUGUCAGUUCACCUGCCAUUAUGGGACAGCUUAUGAGAUUAUGACGGUACCAAACGAUCCCUACACGUUCCUGUCGUGUGGAGAGGAUGGCACAGUGCGAUGGUUUGACCUGCGCACCAAAACCAGCUGCACUAAAGAAGACUGCAAAGAUGACAUCCUUAUAAACUGUCGAAGAGCAGCAACCUCCAUAUCUAUCUCUCCUCUGGUGCCGUAUUAUUUGGCCGUUGGCUGCUCCGACAGCUCGGUGCGAAUCUAUGACAGGCGUAUGUUGGGCACCAGAGCGACAGGCAACUACAUGGGCCGAGGGACGACAGGCAUGUGUGUCCGGUUUGUUCCCACCCAUCUUGCCAACAAAUCAUGCAGGGUGACGUCUCUAUGCUACAGCGAGGACAGUCAGGAGGUGCUCGUCAGUUACUCCUCUGAUUACAUCUACCUGUUUGAUCCCAAAGAUGACCAGGCCAGAGAGCUCAAAGGGCCGUCAGAAGACAGGAGGGAGGAGCUGAGGCAGCCUCCAGUGAAACGCCUCCGUCUGCGAGGUGACUGGUCUGACACCGGACCCCGAGCUCGUCCUGAGAGCGAAAGGGAAAGAGAUGGGGAGCAGAGUCCGAAUGUGUCCUUGAUGCAGAGGAUGUCGGAUAUGUUGUCCCGGUGGUUCGAGGAGGCCAGCGAAGCUCAGAGCAGCAGAGGAACCCGACCCCAGACACGGCCCAGAGGAACAGCUGUCCGGCCAGAGGGGGUAUCAAACAAUCCUGCUGCCCCGACAGAAGACUCCAGCCAGGAGUCCAGUGCCACAGAGAGGCCUGUGGGGACAGACUACCCAGAGGUCCCUGCCAGUCCUGCCGCCACUGCCGCUCCUAUGCCUAAAUCCACUUCCUCUUCCUCCUCAGGGUCAUCAUCAACAGUUACAGCACCUCCUACUUCUAGCUCUUCGUCAGUGGAGAGCUCGGCCCCUUCUUCCUCCCCUCUUACAUCCUCCCCUGAUUCAGAGCAGAGGAGUCAGGGCAACACGACUGGGACGCCCACACCGACCGCUACACCCACCUCUGAACCAGCUCUUUCAGAGUACGGUCCUCAUCGGCUGCCCAUAAGUUUAGUGUGUAGGCGUUUGCAGAGGUUGCUCCGGCUUGCCGAUCCCCCAGGACAGGGUCAGCGAGCGACCCCUUCCUCUUCCUCUUCUUCCUCUGCAGCCGCUGAGAGUCAGUCACAAAGAAGUGCUACCUCUGCAGCUGCUGCUGUCGCCAUGAAGCAACCCCAUUCAGAUUCCCCCUCGUCUGUGGUAAACAAACAGCUGGGAUCCAUGACUCUUGAUGAACAGCAGGGAGCAGCAGAAGCUGCAGGUUCAUCACCUGAUGAAUCUGCUCCUGCAGUGGCCAGCAGCAGUCCUCCCACCUCCACCACCAGAUCCAGCGCAGCAGAGCCAGUCCUCAGCCUGCACUACAGCUCGGAAGGCACCACCACCAGCACCAUCAAACUAGACUUCACAGAUGAAUGGAGCAGCAGCACUUCCAGCUCGCUGGGCAGUGGAGGCCCUAAGACGUCGGAGGCUGUAGCUGCGCAGAGCAGAGAGAAUCUGUCUACAGAGAGCUUGGCAUCAGAUGAGGUUCCCUGCGAGUCCUCCAGGCAGCAGAGUUUACUAGCCAGUUCCACAGACCCUCCAUGUGAGGCCUCCUGCUCCGCAGCCCUCAGCAGCUUGACAGCUCAGGGCCCAGCAGAGGGAUCCUCUGAGGGCGACAGCAUGGCGCCUUCACUGCAGGAGAGGUGUCAGCCGGAGGGUUCAGAGGAUACGCCAGGGGACUGCAGGAGAACAGAGCCGGCUGGAGAGGAGGGAGAGGAGGGCCAGAGCCAGCCGGCACAGAGCAACCAGGACUCUGACGACAGCGACGAUGACCCGAUUCUUAUCCCAUCAGCAAGGUUCAGAGGACAGGGACAGAGAUUUAAUUCCAGAGGAUCUGCAGUAGGAGAUAGGAUGAUCAGACGUUCAGCUGCAGCUCGUAUUCAGGAGCUGUUUCGUAGGAGGAAAGAAAGGAGGGAAAUGGAGGAGAACGAGACCCAGAAUAUCAGGAGACCUUCGGUCAAAAUGGUAUACAAGGGCCACCGUAACUCCAGGACAAUGAUAAAGGAGUCGUGUUUCUGGGGCAACAACUUCGUGAUGAGUGGUUCAGAUUGUGGUCACAUCUUCAUCUGGGACAGACACACCGCUGAGCAUCUCAUGCUGCUGGAAGCCGACAACCACGUGGUUAACUGCCUGCAGCCCCACCCCUACGACCCCAUUCUGGCUUCUUCGGGGAUAGACUACGAUAUCAAGAUUUGGUCGCCACUGGAGGAGUCGCCAUCUUUCAACAGAGUUCUUGCUGAUGAGGUAAUAACCAGGAAUGAGCUGAUGCUAGAAGAAACAAGAAACACAAUCACAGUCCCGGCCUCUUUCAUGCUCCGAAUGUUGGCCUCCCUCAAUCACAUUAGAUCAGAUCGAAUAGAAGGCGAUCGCUCUGAAGGCUCAGGACAGGAAAACGAGGACGAGCAGUAGCCUGCUGGCGUUUUAUUUUCAAGAAAACACUAUUUGUUCUUGCUGUAUAGCACUUGAAAAAAUACCUGAGAUUUGUACAAGUAUAGUCUAGAAUACUUCCUUUUGAAUAUUAGUGUAAUUUCUAGCCCCUGUGUGUUUCGAUUUUUUUUUAAUGACUUUCUUACUGAUGUUUCUGUAUGAGGGUAAACGAUGUGUGUGAAUGGAUAAGGUUGGAUAUAUAUAAAUGAUAGAGUAUGUAAUAUGUUAGGUGUGAGAAUAAUGGCGGCUGGUGUGAAAGGAUGUUAAGUGCAAUAUUAUUUUCUGUUAGGAGCAGGAGAGAUUUGAUCAGUGUUAAAGUUUGACAAUUUUGAAUUUGUAGCAAAGAAAUGUUGCUGUGUUGCUGCGGCAUGUGAAUACAGUCUUUCAGUAAAAGACAAAUGCUUUAAUUUUACUGUUUAAGAGGAAAAAAAGAAAGUGAUGGUUCUUCUUCCAAAAGAGUCUAUAGUUUUAUAGAGUUUGGAAAUAAAAUAAAAGCUAAAUUAAAACUAAUAAGUAAAGCCACUUACUGUUUACCAAAAAAUAAAUAAAUAAAAAAAAAAAUAAUUAUCUGUCAGAGGCAGUGACAGGAAGCAGCUGCUCAUGACUGAGCAGAAUGGCUGUUUAGUUUCAAGUUAACUAUGAGUCAGACUUGUAUCGUCUGGGGCAGGUUUUAUGGUUGUCUGUCCAAAUUCUGCCUCCAGAAGAAAUUGGAGAUCACUAAAUUUAAGAUUUAAACUCAAAGAACUUAUAAUAUCCUUCUGGGAUUGAUGAAGUAAUUUAUUUAAUUUCAUUAAAGAAAAAUUCUGUUUUCUUGCACUCAUCUCUUUUCUAGGACUUUCAGGUAAAAAAAAAUUAACAGAAGAUCUUGUGUUGAGUUCCUGCAACUUUUUUGAGUGUGUGUGUGUGUGUGUGUGUGUGUGUGGUGUGUGUGUGUGUGUGUAAAACUGUGAGUGUGAGCAGGUGACUAUGGAGAUAAAGUCAGGAGGAGAUAUUCAUGCAGUUA